This is a messenger RNA of Lycium barbarum (goji berry), 1263 nucleotides long. RefSeq lists its product as uncharacterized. Bases 185 to 835 code for a protein of 216 amino acids. Lineage: Eukaryota; Viridiplantae; Streptophyta; Magnoliopsida; Solanales; Solanaceae. The transcript has 2 exons. Gene Ontology annotation, molecular function: nucleic acid binding; RNA-DNA hybrid ribonuclease activity. The record is from RefSeq and is a predicted model, not a curated record.
GACAGUGAGGAUUAUGCAAUAUGGGAAAAUACUGAGAAUGGUUGCUUUUCUAACACUUCUGCGUGGCACCUAACAAGAAGAUAUAGAACUAAUAUGCCUUUUCUAGAUAAUAUCUGGCAUAGUUCUAUCCCGUUUAAAAUAUCUUUUCUUACUUGGAGAUUGAUUCAUAAGAAGCUUCCCUUCAAUGAAGCAGUGGUUAAAUUUGGAAGACAAGGUUCCCCUACUUGUAUAUGUUGUACUAUUCCUAAAAAUGAUUCCAUUCAACAUGUCUUUGUUGAGGGACAAGCAACUGAUCAUAUCUGGAGAAUUAUUGGAGCCCCUUUGGGCAUUAAUCAUCAGCAUAUCCCAAUUAAUGGCCUGCUACAACACUGGUGGAAUCAAAAAGCCAAAAAUAAGGUUUGGAGAGCAAAAAAAAUUCUCGCUAUAUAGGCUGGAAAAUCAGACCGUAUGGAACAUCAAAACUGCUCUAAAUGUUGCUAUCCCAAGCAUAUAUUUUGGUGGUAAUUGGAUCAGUACUUGUGAGACUGCGGAAAGAAUUAAACCAAUGCUAAAAUGUACUCACAUCUGUUGGAAGAAGCCGAAUACUGGUAAGCUAAAAAUUAAUACCGAUGGCAGCUUUUGCAAAGUAUCCAAAAAAGAUGGAAUUGGAGGGAUUAUUCGAGAUGAAGAAGGAAAACUCGUUAUGGCAUUUUCUAUUCCAAUCGAAUGUGGAAGCAGUAACUUUGCCGAAGCUAUGGCUGUCGAGUUUGGAAGCUCAUGGUGCGGAAUUAAUGGCAUAGAUGAUAUUCAAGUGGAACUUGAUUCACAAGCCAUUGCCAACAUGCUCACCAAAUAGAAUUCGGAGAACUUGAAGCUCAAGCAUAUAAUCAGCAAGAUCUUAAAGAAUGUGGAGGGCACUAAUAUUGAAUUCCUGCACUGUUCCAGAGAAGCAAAUUCCGUGACAGACUACUUAGCUAAACUUGCUUCAUCAAGUAGUGUUAGGUCCUUAUAUCAUUCUCACAACAGUUUACCUGGAGAGGCAAAGGGACUGGUUCAACUGGAUCAAUGGCAGUUACCAACUUUUAGAAGAAGAAUUGAGAAAUGUAAUUUCUUUGUUUGUUAAUAUACCUUUUGUAUUACGGAAAGAGAAUUGUAUAGGCUGCCUCUUUCCUUAAGAUUGGCUUUCAAUCUUCUUUUGUAGAUUAGAGGCAAGGUUCCAUGUCCCCCUCUAAUCAUUGUAUUCUUAUUACAUAUAUUAAUAUGGUAGGGGUCAAGGCAAACCCC